This is a messenger RNA of Trichogramma pretiosum, 4360 nucleotides long. It is a transcript of the gene Edem2, whose product is annotated as ER degradation-enhancing alpha-mannosidase-like protein 3. Gene Ontology annotation, cellular component: membrane; endoplasmic reticulum. Gene Ontology annotation, molecular function: calcium ion binding; mannosyl-oligosaccharide 1,2-alpha-mannosidase activity. The record is from RefSeq and is a predicted model, not a curated record. Gene Ontology annotation, biological process: endoplasmic reticulum mannose trimming; carbohydrate metabolic process; mannose trimming involved in glycoprotein ERAD pathway. The transcript has 14 exons. NCBI's taxonomy places the organism in Eukaryota, Metazoa, Arthropoda, Insecta, Hymenoptera, Trichogrammatidae. The coding region runs from base 229 to 3675 and encodes 1148 amino acids.
GCUCGCGUAUAAGCGACACCGACAUGUCGCGCUGCUGCACUUGUAAUGCGACGUCGUCGUCGUCGUUGCUCCGUGCUCGCUGCGAUAGCAAAAAAUAAGUGCCAAGGAAUGAUACCCAGAAUAAUUUACUAAAGUAGUCCUGAUGAUAUAAGUCCAAACAAUGAAUGUCUGCACUGUUUAUACUUCUUGACAAAACACAAAUAAAACCAAAAAAAAUUUAAAUCAAUCAUGAUGGUCAGAAAGCCAAUCAUUUAUCAGAGCCUCGUGCUGCUGAUAAUUUUUGCCAUCAAUAUAUUAGAAGCUGUAGAAAUAUUUGAUCAAGGAAGAAUCGAGUAUAUGAGUAGAGAAGAAAGAGAAUUAUUAAAAAAUGAAUCCAGAGAAAUGUUUUAUCAUGCCUAUAAUGCUUAUAUGAGCAAUGCUUAUCCUGCUGAUGAACUUAUGCCAUUAAGUUGUAAAGGAAGAUAUAGAGGUUCAGAGCCAGAUCGAGGAGACAUAGACUCAGUUCUUGGAAACUUUUCUCUAACACUGGUUGAUACACUUGACACUUUAGUAGUAAUGGGUGAUUUAAAGGAAUUUGAAUUAGCUGUCAAACUUGUUAUAAAAGAUGUUACGUUUGAUACUGAUGUGAUUGUUUCUUUAUUUGAAACAAAUAUUCGAAUGCUAGGUGGUUUACUAAGUGGUCAUAUUUUAGCAGAUUAUAUGAAGCAAAGAGAAAUAGCAAUGCCUUGGUAUAAUGGUGAGCUGCUAGUGCUAGCCAAAGAUUUAGGAUACAGAUUUUUACCUGCAUUUAAUACAACGACUGGAAUACCAUUUGGAAGGAUAAACUUAAGGUCUGGUAUGAAAGGAGUUCCUUCAGAUAUGAUGCGAGAAACUUGCACUGCAUGUGCAGGUAGUAUGAUUUUAGAAAUGGCUGCCCUAUCAAGACUUACAAAAGAGCCAAUAUUUGAGGAAAAAGCGCAAAAAGCUAUGGAUGUAUUAUGGAAAUUAAGGCAUCGAGGUACCGACUUAAUGGGUUCGGUUUUAAAUGUCAAUUCCGGAGAUUGGGUGCGUAGAGAUUCCGGUGUUGGUGCUGGAAUUGAUUCCUAUUACGAAUACUGCUUAAAAGCCUACAUCUUACUAGGUGAUGAAAAGUAUUUAGGUCGUUUUAAUAAGCAUUAUGAGGCUAUCAUGAAGUAUAUAAGUCAAGGACCAAUGCUAUUAGAUGUACAUAUGCACAGGCCAAACACAAAUUCGAAAAAUUUUAUGGAUGCACUAUUGGCUUUUUGGCCAGGUGUUCAGGUAUUAAAAGGUGAUAUAAAGCCAGCUGUCGAAACCCACGAAAUGCUUUAUCAAGUUAUGCAAAGGCAUAAUUUUAUUCCAGAGGCAUUUACAACUGAUUUUCAAGUACACUGGGGACAUCAUCCGUUGAGACCAGAGUUCCUUGAAUCUACCUAUUUCCUGUGGAAAGCAACCGGUGAUCAUUAUUAUCUCGGAGUGGGACGUAAAGUGUUGAAGAGUUUACAGACUUAUGCGAGAGUACAGUGUGGUUUUGCUGCCGUUUCCGAUGUCAGAACAAACAAGCACGAUGACACUAUGGACAGUUUCGUACUCUCGGAAACGUUCAAGUACCUGUAUCUGCUUUUCGCCGAUAGCAACGAUCUCUUAUUAGAUUUGGACGAAUAUGUUUUUACUACUGAAGGACACUUGUUGCCGCUAUCUUUAGCCUCCGUGAGGACUAAUACGACAACGGAAGUGGAAAAGGAACGUGUGCCAGUAGAGGAAAUGGACCGAACUUGUCCAAACAGCGUACACCUGUUUCCAGCAUCGGUUCGUCAACCUUUACGAAAUAUGGUCGAAGACGUAUGUCCCAAACGAGCAGCCAAGAAACGCCUCAGUGCCGUGCAAUUUCAACCGAGCAAUCUUGAGCAUUCCAAGAUGCUCAGCGACAUGGGUAUCACAAUUUUGACGCUAGGCGAUGGUAGCGUACAGCUCUUGCACACGUUUUCAAAUGCAAAGACGCCUCAAGAUGCAGAAGAGGGACUUUUGUUCAUGCAAGAGAUGGUAGAAUUAAGUAAGACUCAGGCCCAGCAGUUGGAAACAGUGCCUAUGCUGGUUACAUACGUCAAGCCAGGCACACAGCAGAAGGUCAGUUUGAUGGCUGGACCUGCUCACUUUGGUCCUGAUCUUAAGAAUCAAGUACUGAGCGCUAAAGUUGUGCUGGCUAAUCCUUCGCUCGGCUGCGAGGACAUAGGCAACGCCGAGGACGUGAGAGGAGCUAUUGUCGUCGUUGAUCGUGGCAAUUGCAUGUUCAUCGAUAAAGCUCGAAAAAUUCAAAAAGCUGGAGGUAUCGCCGGUAUCGUUCUCGAUAACGUGCUCGGCUCGAGUAUCAGAAAUUCGCCAUUGUUCGCCAUGUCGGGUGAUGGCAAACCCGUAGAAGACGUCACGAUUCCUUUCGUAUUUCUCUAUAGCGUUGAAGCUAGUCAAUUACUCGAAGCCAUCGUCUCUUCGCACGGAUCCUUGACAAUUACAAUAGGUGGUACAGCCAGCAAAGAAGAAGCACAAUUGAAAGCACCGACCGAUCAGUCGAUGUUUGAAAAAAUUAAAGGAAAACUGCGCGAGAUACUCACUAGACAAUUGACCUCUCAGAAUCUUGGUCAUUCAACUGGUGGCAUGUUAACUGACGUUAAUCCCGAGACGGAAUCGCAACAGCAGACGCUGAUUGUCCAGCACUUGAGAGCAUACGUCUUGGAGGAUCGAGUUCGCAUCAACAUCAAUUCGAACAUCUUUAAAACGAACUUCGAGAGUAGUGGCAGUAAUCCUUACGCCAAUGAGACCAACUGGAUGUUGAUGAAACGUAUGAUAGUCAAUGAGCUGUUCGGUAUGAUAAGACUCAACGUCGGCUUCUUCAUGAAAAAUGCUACACUAGAGCGAAUUUACAGUAGCGUCAUGAACUCGAGAGGCGUGGAUGAAACCGACAUCGCCAAUGCCACGAUGCUCGAUAAAAUCAACUGGUUGCUCAAAGAAUUGAGCGAGAUCAAGCCAACGACGUCGAUGGUCGCUCUGUACCUCGGCCUGUAUCCAGAGGUCGACAAGCAGUAUUUCUUGUCCUACUUGAUGUGGGUCACAGCUAUUACCGCGGGUAAAUUCCCCGAUUUGAAACUUAUAACACAGUCGGAGGCUUACAGUGAGACAUUCAUUAUUCAACGUGUCAUCAAUGCCGUGGCUCACAAUAUCAGUUCCAGCGAGUUCGAUGUGUUCCUUCAGCUCCACAUGCCAUUGGUUGUGCGUUUUGUCAUAAUAAGCCUCAACGCGACAGCCAAAAGCGGCGGUGGAGAUUUGGAAAUGCUCUCCGUUAGCGAACUUAUUGGAGCCGAUGUGGAAAGGGCGGCUUUCAUUGAUCCCAUGAAAAUUUUUUCCUUCAACAAACAAGACACUAAAGUUUCCGACGACAAAAAAACCGUAGAAAUGUCUAGCACUAAAAAGGAAGGCGUCAUUACGAUGGAAGUCGAGGGUGAUACGAUAAAAAAAUCUAACGUUAAAAAUGAUAGUACGAGAGACGACGGCGAUGCGCUUAGACGGACUAAAGGUGAUGGUGACGACGACUUUGACAAAUCAGUGCCUAAUACUCCGGUUAAUGGUAAAAGCAAAGAGAAAAAGUUAGAACAAGACAAAUCACACGAUCGAGACGAAUUAUAGCGCAGAAACGAUGACGAUUCUUUCGGUCGUUAGAAUGUCUACUUAUAAAAAAUACGUAUCAAUUUUGAGAAAGAAAGAUUCCACUCGUACAAGUUUCACGAAGAUUAUCGAAGAAGAGUAUCGAAAUUGCAGACACGUUUCUAAUUUUCUACAUGUUUCGUACUUGGCUAUCCGAACCUUUGAGAAUAUUUUCAAAUACUUGUGAUAGUUCAAAAAAAGUAUCACUAUUAGCUUGUAAAUACUUGUAAUAAUUAUUGUUUUAUAAAAUUUUUGUAUAGUUAUUUUUAUAAAUUUCACAAAAUUUAAAUUAUAUUAUUUAUUUAUUUCAAAGCUGUUAUUUUUAAUAAUGCUAAUAUAAAAUGGUUCGUAAUGUAAUGGUAUGUUUAAUUAUGCAUACCAACAAAAAAAAUACUUCUAAUGUACAUAAACUUAAUGUGAAUGGCAAACAUUACCUUUUGCAUUAGCCAAAAAUCUGUUAUAUAAUGAAAAAUAUCUAAUAAUACACUUAUAAUUGCUUCUCUGUAAAACGACUAACUGUACAUACCAUAUGAAUGUCUGAGUCAGAUAUGAAAACUGUUAAAUACUGUUUAAUAUACGUAGUAUAAAAAGACAUUUUUGGUAUAGUAACAAAAAAAAGCUGUGAAAUAAAGUCUGUUAUGUAUAGUUGACAAUUCUAAAACUACAA